Messenger RNA from Cannabis sativa, 3093 nucleotides. RefSeq names its product glutamate receptor 2.7. NCBI's taxonomy places the organism in Eukaryota, Viridiplantae, Streptophyta, Magnoliopsida, Rosales, Cannabaceae. Gene Ontology annotation, molecular function: glutamate-gated receptor activity. The record is from RefSeq and is a predicted model, not a curated record. Gene Ontology annotation, cellular component: plasma membrane. The transcript has 5 exons. The coding region runs from base 111 to 2969 and encodes 952 amino acids.
AUACAUACACAUAUAUAUAAAUAUUUAUUAUACGAAGGCAUAAAUUUUUUCCCAUGAACCAUAAAGUAGUGAAUGAAAUUCUAGUUUUAGAAUAUUAUUAAAGCUAAAAGAUGACUUAUUCCUUUGUUUCCCUUACCAAAGUUCCAACUCUUCGUUCCAUGUUUCACGUACUACUUGUCUUUCUUCUUAUUACAACUUAUUAUGGAGCUCAAGCUGAAGGUACUAAUGAAGAAAAUAUCACUAACGUUGGAGUUAUUAUUGAUCUUAAUUCUCGAAUUGGGAAAGAGCAAAAAGCUGCCAUGGAAAUUGCAGCUCUAAACUUCAACCAUAAUUCAAAGAACAAGAACCACAAGCUGUUACUUUAUUUUCAGGACUCAAUAAAAGAACCCCUCAAAGCAGCUUCUUCUGCUAAGAAUAUGAUUGAAGAAAAGAAAUUAGAAGUGAUUGUUGGAAUGGAAAGAUGGGAAGAAGCUGUUAUAAUAGGGGAAGUAGGAAACCAAACUCAAGUUUCAGUUAUUUCAUUAGUGGCACCAAGCAUAACACCUUCAUUGAUGCAGCUUCCAUGGCCUUAUUUGAUAUCAAUGGCUAAUGAUGCUUCUGCUGAGAUUAAGUGCAUUGCAGAUAUUGUCUGUUCUUGUCAUUGGGGAAAGGUAGUUGUGAUUUAUGAAGAUAAUGAAUAUGGCAGUGAUUUGGGAUCCUUGGCUCUUCUAAGUGAGGCUCUUCAGAAUGUUGGUUCUGAGAUCGAAUACCGUUUAGUUCUUCCACCUUAUUCAACUCUCUCUAAUCCUAAAGAGGUUGUCUUAGAUGAGCUGUUGAAGCUUUUGAGUGUACAAUCUCGAACUUUUAUCAUUCUUCGAUCUUCUUUGCCUAUGGUUACUCAUUUGUUUAGAGAAGCUAAGAAGAUAGGACUUUUAGAGAAAGAGUCGGCUUGGUUGAUGACUGAGAGUGUUACUAGUCUGUUGGACUAUGCUGACAAAUCUGUCAUUUCCUCCAUGAAAGGAACUCUAGGGAUCAAGACAUACUACUCCAAAGAUACUUCUUCUUAUAAAGCUUUUCAGAAGCAAUUCCAGAGGACAUUCCAUCAAGAAAACCCAAAUGAAAGUAACAAUUUGAACCCGGGAAUUUAUGCUUUAAGAGCAUAUGACAGCAUUAGAGCUAUUACACAAGCCUUAGAGAGAGUAGCUACUGAUACUAGUCCAAAAUUGUUAAAGGAAAACAUAUUAUCUUCUAGUUUUGAAGGUUUAAGUGGGACUGUAAGUUUUGAUGAAAACAAGCUAUUGUCUGAUCGAACAUUAAGGAUUGUAAAUGUGGUUGAUAAUGAAGGCCAAGAAAUAUCUCAGCCAAAUGGAAUAUAUCAAGAACUUGACUGUUGGAGGCCAAACUAUUGGUUCUCAAACUGCUUUUUCACAGAAAAAGAUAAAAUGGAAAACAGAACAACUGAUGUUCGUCAAGGCUCCCAAGGCAUAUAUGGUUCUGUAGUUUGGCCUGGUAACUUAACAGAAAGAAUUCCAAAAGGCUGGUCAAUACCUACUAUUAAAAAACGAUUGAAGAUUGGAGUUCCUGGUGAUACCCAAUUUAAAAAGUUUGUGACAAUUAAUCAAUCCAAGAAGAACACAAAUGAAGGUUAUGAUGGUUUCUGUAUACGAAUUUUCAGAAUGGCAUUGCAACAUUUGAAUUAUGACCUGCAAUAUAAAUUUAUAGCCUUCACAGGUUCAUACGACGAACUCAUUGAGGCUGUAUAUAACAAGACCUUUGAUGCUGUGGUGGGUGACAUGACCAUUCUAUAUGAGCGAACACAAAAGGUAGAAUUUACUCAACCAUUUGUCGAAUCAGGUCUUUCGAUGAUAAUUCCAAUUAAGUCCAAACAAUCGACAUGGAUGUUCAUGAAGCCUUUCACUUGGGAAAUGUGGGUGAUGACCAUUGUCAUCUUGGUUUACACCAUGCUUAUAGUAUGGUUCCUGGAGCAUCCAACAAACCCUGAGUUUACUGGCUCGGUAAAAGAUCAGAUUGGCAUUGCCUUUUGGUUCACUUUCUCCUCUCUAUUCUUUGCUCAAAGGGAAAGAGUUCAUAGCAACAUUACCAGAGUUGCUGUCAUGACGUGGUUUUUUGUGGUUUUCAUCCUAACUGCAAGUUAUACGGCAAGUCUUUCAUCAAUUCUGACUGUGAAAAAUCUUGAACAAGAUAUAAAUAUUGAGUGGCUAAAAAAAACCAACCAGAAGGUUGGUUGUUAUGGUGAUUCAUUUGUAAGAAAUUACCUGGAAAAUGUGCUUCAAUUCACUCCAGAUAACAUAAAAAAUGUUCCAGAGGAAGAUGAUUACUCAGAGUGGUUUGAUAAAAAAUUAAUAGCUGCUGCCUUUCUUGAACUCCCGUACCAGAAAGUUUUUAUCAACAAGAACUGCAAAAAAUACACCACCUCCUCUAUCACGUACAGAUUUGGAGGAUUAGGCUUUGUAUUCCAGAAGGGGUCUCCACUAACCAAAGAUUUUUCAAAUGCCAUUCUAAAACUAUCAGAAGAUGGAAAAAUAACAGCACUAGAGAAAGAAUGUCUUACACCAGAUGAGUGCUCAUCAACAUCUAUAGAAACUGAACGAUUAAGCCUUAAAAGCUUUUGGGGUAUCUACCUAACAUCUGGAGUCACUUCCACCAUUUGCUUACUCAUAUCCUUGGUUCGCCUCCAGCGGAACUACCGGCUCCAUCAGCAAGCAAAUGGUGGUUGUCAAAGUAUAAAAACAAACGCUUUUGGAUUGGCAAAAUAUUUCUAUAACGGGCAGCACAUAUAUAGUCCAGGAAGAGUUUCCCCUACUACUACUACUACUACUACUACUACUACUACUAAUGUUUCUAAUCAUGACAUGCCUAAUCUGAUGGUAGAUAAUUCUUCAAGCUGGGAUUUUGUGAACACAUCUAAUGAGGGUUUAGACCAUCCUGACACAUCUUCCCCUGCUACAGUUGAAAUCACAACUGUUUAGAUUCAUUAUUUUAGAAUUUUAGGUGUGUAUAAAUCUCAUUAAAGAUGUAGGAGCAUAAUUUUAAGGGAAAUGUAGAUGUAUAAAUAUAUACACGGUUGAAGAUACCUAUUUUUAUUACCUCAAA